AUGGCCAGCAACGCUUUCCCUCCCCUCGAUACCUCCAUGCCUGGUGGAAAUCGCGCUGGGGCGUCUCCGACGACCUUGCAAGCUGGUGGAUCGGUCAAUGGCAACGGGGUCGGCCCAGCGGCGAAUUACAUGGCGCCUCUGCCUGUCGGACACCAGCAAGACUUGAACUACCUCUACACGCAGAUUCAAGAGCUAGGAGGCAUUCUCAGAAGCAACCGAGAGAAGGUUAAUGUCAUCACGCGUGCGGCGGAAGAGGUUGCGAAACGCACCAACGGAACACUUUCGGAAAGUGAAGGUGGCCAGGAAAGUGACAAAGCCCGCAUCCGUGAAUUGGAACGUGAAUUGGCAAAGGCAAACCAUGUCGUCGAUCUCUACAAGCACGAGCAGAAGGAGAACACCAACUUGAUUGCAAUGUACGAAGACGCCCUGGGAACCGCCACCGAGCAAAUCCGCAAUUACAGCGGCGACACCGAGGGCCGGUUUCUAGCCCAGCGCAGAUACUACAACAACCUCCUGCAACAAGAAAAGGACGAGCACCUCCAAAGCCGGUUGGACCGGGACCACUGGCACGCUCAGACUUUGAGGGUGUGUGAGAUGAUUCGCACUGCAUUUCGGUUGCGUACGGACGAAUGGAGUGAAGAAUACACGGUGAUCGCAGGCCUCCAGGCCGAGGUGAGGUGUCUUCGGCGCUGUUUGGGGAUGGAACCUGAGCAGCCGGAAGAGGAGACCGGCUGGCCAUAUCUCAAAGACAUGCCGUUGAACGAUCAAGCUUGA
Capronia epimyces CBS 606.96 is the source of this 774-nucleotide messenger RNA. RefSeq lists its product as uncharacterized. The coding region runs from base 1 to 774 and encodes 257 amino acids. The transcript has 3 exons. The record is from RefSeq and is a predicted model, not a curated record. NCBI's taxonomy places the organism in Eukaryota, Fungi, Ascomycota, Eurotiomycetes, Chaetothyriales, Herpotrichiellaceae.